Messenger RNA from Schistosoma spindalis, 2703 nucleotides. The record is from the annotation of a GenBank genome assembly. NCBI's taxonomy places the organism in Eukaryota, Metazoa, Platyhelminthes, Trematoda, Strigeidida, Schistosomatidae.
AUGGACCAAAACUUUGCGUUUAAAACGAGGAUAGUAGAGCGAUCAGGACAGUGUCAGUUGAAACUGUAUAAUUCCCUUGGCGAGUUAGUUGUCAUUUGUCAAUCAGAUGAUCGAAUGAAUGAUUGGAACAAAGUACUUUCAUCACACAUUUAUAAAGACGGUACAAGAGAUUUCAUACAAUACAAUCGUUUCGGAUCAUAUGCCCCUCCGAGGUCUGAUACACAAAUAUGCAUGUUUAUAGAUGGGGCUUGUUAUAUGGAAGCUGUGGCUAAAGCAAUUUCUCAAGCGCAACACGAAGUUUUUAUUACUGACUGGUGUAUGCAUCCAACUGUUUUUCUUAGACGACCAGUACGAGAUAACACAUGGCGCUUAGAUAUGCUGCUUCACGCAAAGGCAAAACAAGGAGUUAAAAUAUAUAUAAUGCUUUACAAGGAAAGUGAGCUCGCCGUUAAGUUUCGAAGUAUAAAAGUAAAGCGUUGGCUUCGAUCUCUUCAUUCAAACAUAUAUAUAUACCGUUCUCCACGAUCUACACGCUUAUGGAGUCAUCAUGAGAAAAUGGUCGCUGUCGAUCAAUCAAUAGUUUUUCUUGGUGGAAUUGAUCUGUGCUUUGGUCGAUGGGACACCAAUAAUCACAGGUUACAGGAUGUUCACAAAAUUGCUAAAGUUCAGGAGGUCAAUGCAGAAUUAAGAAGAAUAAAAAGUCUACGUAAACGAUCAAGAGGAAAUUUACACCCUCAAGGUAAACAAAGUUCUGAUUUUGUUAACUUGGAAAUGCAUACAAUCGACUCAGAAAGUGACCAGACAAACUCAAGUUGUGACCAAACACCUAAGCCACGUCAUCGUAGACUGACUAAUGCGAUUCAACGUGCAGGAGAUGCAAUGCUUUCUAUUAUGUAUCAAAUGGCAUUGGAUAAGAAAGAAAGUUUAAGAGUUUUAGAUGCUCAAAUGAGUCCUGCUUACUGUGAGUCAGAAUGGGGAAACUAUGAUAGUGAUACUCAUUUAGUCUAUGAUAAUCCAUCUUAUGAAGACGAUGCUACAACAAAUGUUAUGAUACGCAAAGAAUUGGCCUCGCUAGAAGAGCUUUCACAAGCCGGUCAACGAUGCACUUGGAUUGGACAAGAUUAUGUCAACUGGAGUUUAGUUGAACCAACUGCCAAAGAGCAUCCAGCAUUAGAUUUAGUAGAUAGAACAUGCGUUCCACGUAUGCCAUGGCAUGAUGUUGGCUGUGUGUUUGUUGGUACUGCUGCCUGUGAUAUAUCUAGACACUUUAUUCAACGCUGGAAUCAAAUACGAUUCAGGAAAAUAAGGUCUGCACCUAAAGGAAGUGGAAAACGGAUUUUUCAACGUCUUGUACCUGGUUUGUUACCAUCACACCCAUGUUCUCCAUGGACUGAAACAAAAUUGUCAACGAUCCUUGUAGACCCGAGGCAAUCUGCAGUGUGUACUGUACAAGCUUUGCGAAGUGUUGCUAACUGGUCGUUAGGAGUUCACUCGGGAGAUAAGAAAGGUUUCCGUAAAGCUUUCCGCAGACUGUUUCAUCAAAACUUGCCUAGCCGGUGCAAAAAUAACAUUGAUCUCGAUGAAACCAAAGAACAAAUUGGAUUAGAGAAGUCGGUUCUAAAUGCUUACAUUGAUAUGAUAAACCAGGCAGAAAACUUUAUAUAUAUUGAAAACCAGUAUUUUAUCAGCUACAUCCUAGGAUCACAAGAAGAUCAACACAGUGGUGAAGAUCUUGAAAGCGAAAAAAAUUCCACAAUUGAAAAAAGUCCUCAUAGACAAGCAUCUGAUCACCUUCAGCCUAGUAACUCUAAUGGUUUGGUCAAAAAUCGCAUAUGUGAAGCCAUUUAUCUUCGGAUUUUACGAGCUUAUAACGAAGGAAAACUCUUCCGUGUUUUCAUAAUGCUCCCUUCACUCACCGCGUUUAAAGGUGAAGUUGGAACUUCAUCUGGGACGUAUAUACAUGCAAUUUUACACUAUACACGACAAAGCUUGUUUACAGGUGAACAUGCUUUAAUUCCCCGGUUGAAGAAUGUUUUACCGAAUCCUGAAGACUAUGUCUCUAUAUGUAGCUUAAGAAAUUUUGACGAAUGGCCUGAUGGUUCUAUUAGAACAGAACUAAUUUACAUUCACAGCAAAGUUAUGAUUGUUGACGACAAGAAGAUGGUUUUGGGAUCAGCUAACAUAAAUGAUCGAAGCAUGUUAGGCUUUCGUGAUAGUGAAUUGGGUAUUAUAAUAGAAAGUAACUCAGACAAUGACUUAAUUCAGGGAAAGUUUGGAAAUACUAGUACAAAAGUACAUCCAUUUAUACAAAGAUUUCGCAGAAGUUUGAUGGCUGAAUUCCUUGGAAUGUUGCCAAAGAUUCCAAAAGAAUACAAAAUGUAUGUACAUCAUGACCUACUAGAUGACCCAGUGUCAAAUGAAUUUUUCCACGACGUUUGGAAUGCAACUGCUGUUAACAACGGAGAGAUUUUUGAGAAGGUUUUUAAUUGCAUACCUGGCUCAGGGUUGUUAACCUUUCGACAGUGUGCUGAAAGGAGAAAUGAAGUUCCAUUAAUUGUCAGUGAUCGUGAACAAGCAAUUGAGUUACUUAAAAACGUCAAAGGCUACUUAGUACCAUUUUAUUCUGAUUUCCUUGCAGACGAAUCAUUAGUAUGUCCAGUAGGAAGUAUAGAACGAAUGAUUCCAGAAGUAAUUUGGACAUAA